GAAAGCGACAUCGAGCAGAAAAAGAGCGUCCCUGCAGCCGGCGCAUCGCUCCUGUUCAUCGAAAGCUUCCGACUUUUUUGUUAUUUGGAGAGAUCUUGGGAGAUCUUUCGCCGAGUCCGUCCUCGUUUUCGGAAUCCCUUUGCUGAGUCGAAAGGAGAUCGUCGUCUGUGCACGACAUGACUCCGUUACCUGCAAGGAUUAUGCGGGUAGCCGGACCUGUGAUGGUCGCGGUCUUGGCCCUGGUCGUCGCUAGAGGUUCGCGCACCAGCGCCCAUAGGUUCCACACCAGAUGGAGUUUUCCGACCACAGCAACCACAGCAACCACCGCAACCAACACAACCGCCGCUAGAGGCGGUGCAAACGUCUCAAUUCCUGUGUACCACAUGCCCGUAAUGGAAAACGAGUUCCUGGUCUUCCCACAUUUCCACGUGGAUUCGACGGGACGGAGGUUGCUUCACAUUGCGGAAGGAUUUGUUCUUCAUCUUCACCAGACAACGUUGUUCCCAGACCAGGUCCUGAUUCGGACCUACGACUCCAACGGUGGUCCCAUAGACGAAAUCAUCGAGGCCAUGGCCAUUCAGGAAGAGAUAUAUUGUGACGACGAACACUUAGCCUGCGUCGCUCUACACACGGACCCCAACGAUAUAACUGUGGAAGGCAUCUUGUCAGACAGCUUACGUAUCGUACCGGUACCGUUUCCAAACAAUACUGCCCGCACAAACCGUACCAGGCACUCGCACAGGGUGUUUCGAGUCAAGCAACGAAACUCACAUCCCCUCGACUCACAACUCACAAACAACAUAACCCAACUGACUGACAUCGACACCAACGAACUGUUUCAACGUCGAUCACAGAACCGGACUUACAGGAUACGUCCAGAAGUCGUCAUAGUCACUGACCACGAGCACAACAAACAGUUCAAGACCAGAGGGGACCUCAUUCGUUACAUCGGCAUCUUCAUGAACGCCGUGAAUCUUAGAUAUUCGACAGCCACUGGAAUCGAUAUCAAAAUGAAAAUCACGGCCAUCAUCGUAAGUAAGCCUGAUCAGGAGACCUACUGGAAGACACAAGGCAAAUACGUCAUCGCAGACCAAUCGUUAGCUGGCUUCACGUAUCGUCUAGCUACUGGCUACAUUCCUGGAAACUUUGACUUUGCCUACCUCAUUACAGGACGAGAUAUCGCUCAGUUAAUGCCAUCUGGUUCCCUUCAUCCUCUGGUCGCUGGUCUUGCGUAUAUUGGCGGAGCGUGCACACACCAGAGGGCGGGACUAGGGGAAGACAUGCCCGGCACCUACGACGGGGUUCACGUGGCUACACACGAGAUGGCGCACCUGUUGGGAUGUGUGCACGACGGCGACCCUCCUCCCGACUACCUAUCCGACAGUCCGGGCGCCCAGGACUGCCCAUGGGACGAUGGCUACAUCAUGAGCUACAAAGAAGGAGGAGUCAACAAGUACCGCUUCUCGUCCUGCUGCAUCGAGACAAUCAAACACAUCUUAGACCGAGGAUCUCACAAAUGCCUUUUGGAUGACUUCAACUAUCCGCUCACUCUGGAUAAGAGACUGCCCGGCCAAGUCCUCAAGCCAAUCGAUUACUGUAGGGUGCGAUUCCCAGAAAUUCCGCACGUGUGGACGGAUAACAAUAAACAGGACCUAUUACAGUGUAGAAUUCGUUGCAAUUAUCCCGUCAACUACUACACGGGAAUGUAUGUGUACAGAAUAGCCAACGCUCUGGAUGGCACCGUAUGCGCUUCAAACAGGACGUGCAUAAACGGAGUGUGCCAGUAGACAGGGCAGUGCCUUCCGAGAGGUCGAUGGCUAUCAACAGCCCAUUCUGGAACAACCUUGGGACUACAGCUGAUAUGGAGUGCGGUUAUCGCUGGCCACGAGACCAAGAUCGUUCACUGACUGCGUAAGCGAUAACGAUCGAGUGACAUGGCUGGACUGGUAGACUACGCACUACCAAAUUAUCUUUUGUGAUAGAUUGUAAGAUAUUAGGCUACUUAAUGCAAGUGUGACGUGUGGAUCUGUUGUCGUUAUACCAUGUUUUGCAUGCAUAGAAAGGUAACACGUCAAAAUGGAUGCUCCCGCAAGGUUGUUCAUGGUCAAGUUUGGUCAUUGGAGUUAAAAAAAAUAUUACUAUGAAAUAUAGCCACAUAUAUGCGAAAUAUAAAUGCUACCAGGAAGCGUUAUGCGUUUCCACUAACUUAUUAAAGCGCUGAGAAGCCAUCAGAAGUUUCGAUUGGAGGAGAGGAACGGGACGUCAUCACGUGCGCUCAAUGCGUUUGCCACCCAGUCUUUGCCGCGGCUCCGCAGUCCACCUGGAGGAAGCAAUGGCGCACCCCGUAAAUUCGAAUCUGAAAUUGGGGUGGGGGGUGGGGGCAGCCGUGUGACGUCACUGUUAGUUCUCUUGUUUCUGUUUUACAAUCGUCUGCAGGGCUGUUUAAAGGGUAGUCUCAGAAAUGCGUGUCAGAAAUGACGUGUGCGAAUUAAGCCUUCUCAUUGGCCUCCUCGGGUAACGUGACCCUUACAAUGCUUCUCAACGAAGUUCAUGUGAACAAAGCUUGUGUUGGAAAAAGAAUCUUGUUCCCCAUCCCCACGCUUUUCUUGAAUACCCUAUGCCUCCAUGAGUCCUCCCACUCUUAAAAAAAAAGAAAAAAGAGGGAGGGGGGUACUUUAACACCUUUCCUUGCCGCGUAUAUCACUCCCUUUUGGAGAGUACAAUUACUCUCAAAAAAGGAGUCCCCUCACUCCCUUUAGGGAGUGGGGUUACGCUCUAACCCCCUAUAGGAGAGUAAUAUUACUCUCCGGCAGGGAGUAAGGGAGUAAUGUUACUCCCUUAAGGGAGUGAGGAGACUCCAUUUUUGAGAAUAAUUGUACUCUCCAAAAGGGAGUUAUAUAUGUGGCAAGAAAAAGGAGUUAAACGACACCCUUUUUUUUAAGAGUGCGUAAGGUGACCUUCCAGGUAGUGCACUUAGCGUGGCCAGUCGACACCUCGACGACACCCUUCUCAAAAAAAAAAAAAAAAAAAAAAGAAGAAGAAGAAAAGAAAAGAGAGAGAAGAAGAAGUUCCAGCAAAUUCCGCAUCGCGCAGAGAUUUAAUAUCUUUUACGAGAAUAAAAUUGGAAAUAAAGUUUAGAUUUCAAUAGCACAAAUCACGUAGGAUUAACCAUAAUUAUGAUUGCGACGGAACAGGGACAGAAAAGGUCUAGACACGGGCAUGCACGUAUACCUCCAACAAAAUUUUAUGUAAAAAAAGAUAAUAAAAAAACUCUGCUUAUACGUGUUUCGAUAUGUCAGUUUAUGUUAUAUAUGUUGGUUAUGUACAGUUUUCGUGUUCAGUCCUUUUCUGUUCCGUCGCACUCGUUGAUUCUUACCAACGCGUCGAGACCAUCUCGUUACCCACGUAAGGAUUCUCGAGACACAAGGUCUGACAGCAGUGGCUCUAUAACUAAAAGUAAGAAAAACAAAAUACUAUUAUAGCAUCGUACUGAAAUCGUGCGUUAUUUAGUUGGAUCCUUCAAUAUCUGAGCGUUUGUCUCUCGUUACCUUCGACGUAGGACACCCGAUAAUAAUCGCGUUUUAAAUAUGGAGAGAAGUAUAUACAUGUUGAAUAGUUUGUUUUGAGUAGUAGUAUUUUUGUACAUAUAACUAUCUGUUCAAUAAACUGUACUUUUGCAAGUUUUUA
Molecule: messenger RNA, 3687 nt
Organism: Ornithodoros turicata
Lineage: Eukaryota; Metazoa; Arthropoda; Arachnida; Ixodida; Argasidae
Product: A disintegrin and metalloproteinase with thrombospondin motifs like
Exons: 15
Coding region: 177-1787 (536 amino acids)
Biological process (GO): proteolysis
Molecular function (GO): metalloendopeptidase activity
Source: RefSeq, a predicted model, not a curated record